AUAUAGUCGAUAACGUCAUUGCUCUUCAAUUACCGCCGGGCCCCUGGGGCCCCAGUAACGGCUUCGAAAAUUUACCCAGGGUUGACGGUCUUUAAUAGUCUCUCGUCGGUGCUCUUAUUUUAACGAAGCAUUCAAAGCUCCCGCCAACGGAAGCCUUGCAGUUUCGUCGAUGUUGAUGGACUAGGCAACGCCAUUGCCAACGACGCGGUCGUGUAAGUGAGCGUAGCAUCAGACAAACGGCUGCCAAACGUUACAUUUGAAAGCAAGUGUACAAGAUUCUUCUUAUUCGCGAUUUCUUCCUGGAGGAGAGCGCGUUGGUGUCGCUCGUAAUUUUUACUGUGAAGUUAGAUCUGCGCGCGAAGGGGACUCGCGCGCGCUGCUCAAGAAGAACAUCAAUUCGCUCGAGUCUGCAAUCGCUGCCACGUAAUCGCCAACCUAGCGCCAAGCACGUGACUCCUCCGAGCAGUUAGCGCUUAAUUUAAACGCUAGUGGAGAAGCUCGGGGCUCGGAAACACACGGAAUCAGAGAGGAAGCGAAAAAUUAUUUUACUGCGUGAACAUAGAAGAAGAAGAAGAAGAAGAAGAGGCAAAAGCCACAUAGUUUUAUCGUAUUUACACGACCAGUGUUCGUCCAACCAACAAUUCGUCAGUAUUAUAGUCGGACACUAAAGAGGAAUUUGAAGCUAAUCACUGCACACGCAUCUCUGAUUCUCAUCGCGAUCGAUAAGCGAUAACGCAAAGUAAAUAGAGCGCGGCUAGGGCAAUGAACAUAUGCGAGACAUAAGAUUGAACUCGAUUUGAACGAAUAAUGCGAUAAAACGAGUCAGCUACCCGCCCUCGAUAAGGUGAACCGAGUGAUAAAGUGAGGUCGUGCGAUCGUCGUGAGACAGAAAGAAUCGCAGACGAGAUGUUGACUGUCGUUCGUAGAGCGAUGCUCAGUCGUUUCUUGGAACUUUUAACGAAUAGCUCGCGCACCGUCGCCGCCGGUGCCAGAAUGGCGUCCAGCGGAGGUCAUCGGGACCAGAAGGUCGUCCCUAAGGACGAGGUCGUCAGGUUCAUCGAGGAGUGCAUGUGCAAGGCGGGCACCUCGCCGGAAGACGCGCGCGUCGUCGGUCAUCAUCUGAUGACAGCGGACUACAGGGGUCACUUUAGCCACGGGAUGAACCGGAUGCAGAUGUACGUGAAGGACAUCGAGAACAGGAUCACCGAUCCAAUCGCCCGGCCUCAGAUCGUCACCGAUUUUCAGGCGAUAGCCCUCGUAGAUGGGAGGAACGCGUUAGGUCAAGUGGUAGGAAAAUAUUGUAUGGAGCUCGCCGUAGAGAAGGCCAAGAAAUUCGGUAUCGGCAUGGUGGCGGCGCGCGGCUCCAAUCACUACGGCAUCUGCGGCUACUACACGAUGAUGGCGAUGGAGCAAGGCCUGAUAGGUUUUACCUGUACCAACACGAGCCCGUUGAUGGCGCCGACGCGCAGCAUGAAGGCUGGUCUAGGGACGAAUCCUUUAUCAGUGGGCAUGGCCGCCUGCGACGGCGAUGAAUUCGUUCUCGAUAUGGCAACCACCGCCGUCGCCCUGGGCAAGAUCGAGCUGGCCAUUCGGAAGGACGAGGACAUCCCCGAGGGCUGGGCACUUGGAGCUGAUGGAAAAGUGACCCGUAACGCCAAGGAGGCUUACGAUGCUUCUUUAUUGAUGCCUGUCGGUGGCUCGGAGCACAACUCCGGGUACAAGGGCUACGGUUUAGGGCUGAUGGUCGAGAUACUCUGCGGCAUCCUGACCGGGAGUCAUUUCGGGCCGAACAUCCGCCCUUGGAAGACCGGCGACAGGGUCGCUGAUCUCGGGCAGUGCUUCAUGGCCAUUAAUCCGGAAGCAUUCGCGCGCGGAUCGAAAGAAAGAUUGACGACCUUGCUCAAACAGCUGAGAGACCUGCCCGCCUCCGGCGACAAGCCGGUCCUGAUCGCCGGCGAUCCCGAAAGGCAGCACAUGAAGAAAGUCGAUACGGAGGGUGGACUCGAGUAUCAUCCGAAUCAACUAAAGGCUUCGGAAGAGUUCGCUAAACACAUGGGCGUACAGCCGAUGAAACUCAUUCCUAAAUCCACUUGAUGUUUUUUACUUACCAAUAAAAAAAAAAAUUAAUGAACAGGUCUAUCCGACUUUAUUUCUUUUUUAUGUUUUAACGUUAGUCCACUUUUAAGUAAAUCCCAGUACAGAGUACGGGAGAUAAUCGAAAAUUAAUUAAAAUUAAACGCUGAUUCACUGACCAAGCAUUAAUUGCUGCGGCAAUAAAUACGAAGGUAUCUGUUUUAAUGUCAAUUUGAUGAACGUUAUGUAAUAUUUUAUUUUUUGAGUUUCGCUAGCUUAGACAUCUGGAACCGUAACGAGAUAGACGUAAGACUUCAAAAGCCGAUGAGACAAUUAUAUCAAUCUCAGAAUCGUACGGAUAAUGUUAAUGCCAAGGUAAAUCAGCUCGCUUGUGCAAUUCGAUAAUUUGAGUGAACACGAUGUUCGCUACGAGAUGACAUAACCGGUGGCAGCAGUUUGAUCGCCGGUCGAUGAUGAUGACGGCCUUGGACUUGCCCGUUCGUUCUCGAUUACAGUUGUUACGUCUUUGCAAGUGGGUGUCGCCGAUAAUGUGGGAUUAUCAGAAACAAAUAAGUCACAAGACGCCCUCGAACAUUGUUUCAGAUCGCGUUGUUUAUAAAUACUACAAAUUAGUUACAUGUUUCUUUUCUGAACGUCGAUGCUCUUUUCAAAGAGAUUUCCCGCAUAUAUGAAUUAACACGAAUAAAAACACAAUGUAUUAUUUUACAAAAUAAAAAUUGUAACGACUACA
Messenger RNA from Solenopsis invicta (red fire ant), 2824 nucleotides. RefSeq lists its product as uncharacterized. The record is from RefSeq and is a predicted model, not a curated record. The transcript has 2 exons. Bases 907 to 2094 code for a protein of 395 amino acids. Gene Ontology annotation, molecular function: oxidoreductase activity. Lineage: Eukaryota; Metazoa; Arthropoda; Insecta; Hymenoptera; Formicidae.